AUGACAACUCAAGAAGCUCUGUACUUGGCACGGUUACAUGCUAUUCAAUGUGGCAGAGAGCAUUUGGCUGAAUUUGGAGUUAAAGAUGAAAAGGAAAUUGCUGAAUUAGCUUCUUAUAUUACAAUCGAAUGUCCGCCUCAAGUUAAUGGUCUUGAGUUGAAAUCUCCGAAAAAUUAAUAAAUUUUAAAUUUGAAGUUGAAGUUGAGAGGUUCAUAUGGGUUAGGGGUAAUGCUAGAGCUAGCUUUAGGACAAGGGCCUGGACUUGGACUUGGACAUGGACAUGGACUUGGACUUGGACUUGGACUUGGACUUGGACUUGGACUUGGACUGGGACUGGGACUUGGACUUGGACUUGGACUUGGGUUUGGACUUGGACUUGGACUUGGAUUUGGACUUGGAUUUGGACUUGGACUUGGACUUGGACUUGGACUAG
This is a messenger RNA of Bursaphelenchus okinawaensis, 433 nucleotides long. Lineage: Eukaryota; Metazoa; Nematoda; Chromadorea; Rhabditida; Aphelenchoididae. The record is from the annotation of a GenBank genome assembly.